CAUGUUACGUCCGAGUACUUCCGGUGUUUACUUCUAGCUCGUUUAGGAAGACAUGAAUGUUUGUUACGUUGUAUUUUAUUCACGUGAGCGAAAUGUUUUUGGAGGGGAUUAUUUAUUCAUAACAUAUAAUAUUUAAAACCUUCUUUAUAUAAAUGCGUGCGACCAAAUUUUAUAUUCAGUUUUCGACGUUAGCUAAAGCUAGCUAGCUAUAGCACAUUAUUCUGUUUUUGGAAUAGCCUAUUACGGCUUGUCUUUUGUUACUGUUAUAACUUUAUUUUUUCCCUAUAAUUUUAUUAUCGAGUUUUUCUUUUUAAAAAAAUGAAUAUUUUGCCGAAGAAAAGUUGGCACGUCCGCAAUAAGGACAAUGUCGCGCGCGUGCGUCGUGACGAAGCGCUCGCGGCCGAGGAGGAGAAAGAAGUUCGGCGGCGCGUGGAGCGCGCGGAGCAAGAGGCUCGGACGGACUAUCUCCGUAGGAAAUCCCGUGCGGCGCUCGAGCAAACAGCGGGACUGAGGGACGAGGAAGAGGUAUCCAGGGAAACCAGCGGGACCGAGCAUCUCAACCUGUUUCCUCUGGAGGACUCGUCAGAGAAGAAGGGCAACGCCGAGUACCAACGUGAAAAGAAAGAAGAGAAGGAGAAACAGGAGCGGGCUAUCGGUCUGUUGGUGUCUCUUGGCCCCGCCCCUGGUACCGAGGCCACACCCUGGUAUCUGAAGGAGAGAGCAAGAGACAAAGAAGAAGGAGAGAAGGAGAAAGAGAAACAAGACAAGGGCAAAAGGAAGGCUAUAAGCGAGGAAGAGCGAGAGAAGAAAGACCGGAAGUUAAAGGACUGCCUGGACCCUCUGAAAGACAUCAAGAAAGCUCUGGCCGUGAAAGACAAGAAGGAGAAAAAGCACAAGAAGAAGGAGAGGAGAGAUAAAGGGGGGAGGACGAGUGCAGGGAGUUCAAAAGAGCAACUGCGUGCGGAGCGGCUGCAGAGGGAAGCCGAGGAAAGGAGACGUGCUCAGGCCCUGCUGGACCAGAGGAACGGAGUAGGUGGGGCCAAGGAUGGACAGAAGGAGCCGGCUGAGAGAGACCGACCUUACAAUAGCGCUUACUUUCCUGAACUGGCCCGCAAGAGACCGAGAAGAGACAGAGACAUAGUACAGGACUUUCUGAAUUCCAACUCCUAGACUCUUUGUUUUAUACGGUCUGAAACUCCGCCCCCACCUGAACGUCUCACAGACCUAAUGCUCCACAGCAAAGUAUGACGUGAUGAUGUCAUCAAAAAGUGGCAUCCAAACACAGGCAGUCAGAGAGGCCACAGAAACGCCUGGUGUAAUUUAUCACACACAAGCGCACACUGUGUUCAUGCCUCUAUAUUUUACAGGGGUGUUUAUGUGAGUGUGUGUAGAGUAAAGAUUAUUAAUUAUAUAUUUUUUCUUCAGUGUACAUAAAGUAUCGUGAGCCAAAAUAAGACCUCUGGUUUCUACUCAGUGGUUAAGUAAGUUGGAAGCCACAGCAUUAUCUGGUUUGUGUAGUGUUGUGUUAAGAAUUCAAAACUUUUAAGAUAAUUGCUGACUUUGAUUCUGUUGCUGUAAUAUUUAUUUACUUAUGUAAAUGGUUAAACUGUCCAAGUAUAAAAGGCAUACAUUCAGCUAUUCUAAAUAUAUACAAUAUCUAAAUAAUCAUAAGCCACUUACUGUUGGGAUCAAACAAUUUACAAAUAAACAUUUUCUGUUGUUUGA
This is a messenger RNA of Clarias gariepinus (North African catfish), 1725 nucleotides long. It is a transcript of the gene leng1, whose product is annotated as leukocyte receptor cluster (LRC) member 1. The transcript has 5 exons. Bases 319 to 1170 code for a protein of 283 amino acids. The record is from RefSeq and is a predicted model, not a curated record. Lineage: Eukaryota; Metazoa; Chordata; Actinopteri; Siluriformes; Clariidae.